UAAAAAAUGUGGCAGACAGUGUGCUGCACUCGUGUGCACUCGCUGCACGUGAAAAGGUUCAAUGAGUGCCUUAAGCCUCGAUUUUGUGUGAUUCCUAGAAUCAAAAAAUAACUAAAAUUCACCAUGAAAAACUUUCGGGGAAAGUGUGUAAAAUGCUUGAGGCUGAUUUCAGUCGAGCCUACAAUGUGGUUUUAUAUGAUGGCAUUCAUGACCACUUCUGUGAUUGAGCAAGCUUUUUUUGUUCACAAAGCGUGUCGAGUGGAUCAUGGUUUAAGCAAGGAAAUUUGUAGGAACCUUACAGAAAACAAGGACCUAAACACUAAAGUACAAAUAACCGUCUCCAAAUUCCAUCAAUGGAAUAAUAUCGCAUCACAUGUGUUUCCAAUAAUUCUAGCAUUUUUUAUUGGAAACUGGAGCGAUCGUCAUGGGAGAAAAUUAUUACUCAUCCUCGGCUUGUUUGGAAAACUUAUCUAUUCACUUAUGAUAAUUGUAAAUUCUCUGAUACUAUCAUGGGGCAUAAAUAUGAUUAUUUAUACUGCUAGUAUACCAUCAACUUUAUUUGGUGCAGAUGUAGCAAUUUUUGCAUCCUGUUUCGCAUACAUAUCUGAUGUUUCAACUCUUGAACAAAGGACACUCAGAGUGACAAUUUUGGACGCUGUUUAUUUAAGCGCGAUGCCAAUGGGUAUCGCUCUUGGUUCAUACCUAUAUAAUCACGUAGUAAAUUUUUCAUUUACAAUUAUGUUUGCCAUCAAUUCGUCUCUGCUUAUUUUGUCUAUUAUUUAUUCACUUUUGAACCUGAAAUGGCAAACAAAUGUUCGUCAAGAGCCCUUAAAAGGAACCAAUGUGUGCCUGGAUUUUUUCGAUAAAAAGCAUGUUAUUGCAACAAUAAAAACUUUGGCAAAACGUCGAAAUUUUAAUGGAAGACAAUUUUUGUGGAUUCUUUUAUUAGGAAUGAUGCUUUACACUUUUCAAAGAGAUGAAAAGCAAAUGAGCUUUUUGUAUACUACGCUUAUUUUUAAAUGGAAUGUCGCAAACUUCAGUACUUUUAGAACAUUCCAAUCGACCUUGUAUGUAAUAGCUAUGCUCCUGGGAGUUCCAUUAAUGAGCAAAUUUUUAAAAUUAAGGGACACUUCGAUCAUUGUAAUUGGCACCCUAUCACAUGCAGGAGCAAGGGUAAUAUUUAGUCUUGCAAAAAUACCAGAACUCUUUUAUUUCGGAAGUCUUGUUGGAGCCUUGGGCCCAAUAGUCGCACCAGUAUUAAGAUCCAUGAUUUCGAAAGUUGUUCCAGCAGAAGAACGAGGAAAAAUAUUCUCGAUUCUGUCAGUUUUUGAUAAUGCGGUACCAUUAUUUAGUGGAGUAUUAUAUUCCCAAUUGUACAAUGCAACUAUAGAUACAAUGCCUUAUUCCAUUUAUUGGUUGACAGCUGCUUCUCAAAUUGCUGUUUUAUUAUUAGUAUUAAUAAUUCAUUUUUCGAAUGGAUCUCAGCAUCUAGAUCACGAAAGUCUUCCAAUUGAACCUUCCCUAUCUAGAACAACAUCAAACGAUAAAUUAGAAAGUGCAUAAUUACACUAAUGGAAAUAAGUUAUUUUAUAAUGUAUUUUUUAGUAAAAAAAUUGCUUACUGUUGUUAUAAAUUGUAUAUUUGACAAA
This is a messenger RNA of Belonocnema kinseyi, 1649 nucleotides long. Its product is annotated as thymic stromal cotransporter homolog. Gene Ontology annotation, biological process: transmembrane transport. The transcript is spliced from 8 exons. NCBI's taxonomy places the organism in Eukaryota, Metazoa, Arthropoda, Insecta, Hymenoptera, Cynipidae. Gene Ontology annotation, molecular function: transmembrane transporter activity. The record is from RefSeq and is a predicted model, not a curated record. Gene Ontology annotation, cellular component: membrane. Bases 124 to 1563 code for a protein of 479 amino acids.